CACAAGUAGACGUUAUCAUUGUUUAAGAAAGGGGGGAAAUUAAGUUCCUCAUUGCGAAAUAUGUCCUGCGAUAACUUGAUGGGACCUGCCUUACCGCCGAUGUUUAGAAAAAGCAGUGAUCAAGAUUCUGAUAAUGAGGAGGGAUUCGCGGGUCCGGCUCUGCCUCCUGGUUAUAAACGCGGAGAACCCUCCAGCUCUUCGGAAGACAGUGAACAGGAGGUAGUGUUCAAGAGGGCCAAGACAAGACACACAGCAAGAGAUGGACCCACUACACAAGUGGAAGAGCCAACGAAGGCUCAAGAUGAUGAUGAUGAUGGUGAUGAUAAUAAUGAUGAUGAUGAUGGCUUCUUUGGACCAGCUCUACCCCCAGGAUUUAAGAAACAACAGAGUUCGCCAGAAAGGCCGCCUAUGAUAGGUCCAGCUUUACCGCCAGGGUUUUGCAGACCAGCAGAUAAUGACGAUAAUGAUGGUGAAGAUGGAGAGUGUUUACCAGGGCCUGCCUUGCCCCCAGGCUACCAGGCUGAGUGCUCCAGUAGUGAUGAAGAGGAUGGUGAUGUGAUUGGACCCAUGCCAGCCAGUGGAAUGGCUCAGGAUUCUGUGGCUCUUGACUUUGAGCGUAGGGCACAAAGGAUGAAAGAAAAGCUGACAGCAGGAGAUACUCCUGAGGUGGUUGCUAGAGAAUCAUGGAUGACAGAGCUCCCUCCAGAAUUGCAGCACAUUGGCUUGGGGGCUCGCACUUUCAAAAAGAGGUCGGGUCCAGAGAACAAAGACCGCUCCAUUUGGACAGAAACACCAGCAGAUAGAGAACGCAAGGCCAGGGAGCGGCUUGAGGGAAAGAAGAAUGAUGAGCCAGAGAAAGAGAGUGUUCCACAGAUGUCAUGUAAAGACUUAGAAAUGGCAGAGAAAGUGUCUAAGUAUAAUGAGACCAAGCGUGGUGAGUCCUUGAUGACUUUGCAUACAAAGAAAAUGAAGAAGAAAGUGGAGGAAAAUGUGGACAAGCCAGCAGAGAGAAGGCCGUUUGAUCGGGACAAUGACCUACAAGUUAACCGGUUUGACGAGGCCCAGAAGCAGCGAUUGAUAAAGAAGUCUCAAGAACUAAACACACGAUUCUCCCAUAGCAAGGAUCGCAUGUUCCUUUAAACAGUCCUCACAUGCGAUGUGGCAUGCUGGAAUAUGCAGAGCUCCAGUUUGCAUCCAGAUGGUAAAAUAUUUAUCCAUGGCCAGAUUGUAUAAUAUUAACUAGCUUUUCAAGAUGUUGGUUUGUUAAACAAAAAGGACACUGAAUGAAAGAUUGGGCUACAUCAGGCUUUGACCCAAGUCAUAGCCACUGAUGGAGGAUCAUAUCAAUGAGCCUAAUCCUCAUAAGGAACAAUAACGCUCUUACAAUUUACAACCCAUGUAAAAUGCUGGGACAGAAUUUUAUCCCAUGAGGUGAGGGAAAACUUUAUAUUAUACAGUAGAAAAAGUGUGUUGGUAGCAGGUAUUACUAUUGUAAGUUUGUUAUGGCCAGAAGCAUUUACAUGUAUCAUGCUUACUCCAAUAACAUUUGUUGUCUGGCCAACCUUCAUAGAAACAUAUUUUACAAUUCCAAAACAGAAAGAAUCACAGACAAUAAAUAAACAAGGCGCUCUAUGGAUAACC
Molecule: messenger RNA, 1641 nt
Organism: Lampris incognitus (smalleye Pacific opah)
Lineage: Eukaryota; Metazoa; Chordata; Actinopteri; Lampriformes; Lampridae
Gene: gpalpp1
Product: GPALPP motifs containing 1
Exons: 7
Coding region: 61-1140 (359 amino acids)
Source: RefSeq, a predicted model, not a curated record